AUGACCAAGCAGGGAAGGCGUUGCCUUUGGGGAUUGUAUACCGGGUGCCCUCAACGGCCGUCCACUGGCUAUUGCCCCGUCGUCCGAUAUGCUACUCGAAACCUCCUACCUGCCCACAGGCAAUACGAGGAAUCUCACACUCCCUACUCAAUCAGCAACCUUAGGCCUACAAAUGGAAGUAUCAGUAUCAACAACAGCAGCCGCGGGGGCCUCAGCGGGCAGCACAGCUCACUGCUCAUACGAACAGCCCCUUGGCGGAAAUUCUGUCGGCUGGGAGUGUCAUUAACGGCAGCUACGCCUGCAGCAACAAAUCCAGCAGCCACAUCCACACCACCCGGAACGGGGGCGCAAGCUUCAACACCAACUUGCAUUGGGCUUGCCACAGAGACAAAAUCAGAUCUGAACCGAAGUACAGCCGACGCAGCAGCUGUAGCGACGUUUUCUGAUACUGUUCAUUCACUAUCUCGUCCCUGUCGCCCUCUGGUGUUCGGCGGCCUGUCAACCACGCAUGGCAGUGCAUUAAAGCUCGGUAGUGAUUCACCGUUGGACGGCGCAAUCUUCUGCGUUGGUGGCGAGACAACAGUUGUACAGUGGUCGCAGGAACUGCAAAAACCGCAACAGAGACGGCAGCAACAAGUGCAGCGAGAGACGAUUCGCCAGAAGCAGCGGCUAUGCACCCAUCUCCCUUUGAAAGCAUCAGUUGGAAGACUCAUUAACCACAACAACGAUACUACCAACAACAGCAGCGUCACGUGUAGUCUCGAGAGCAGCUGCAACAAAGGACCUGGCUUUUACAAUGCGCUAGAAGGGGAAGUAGUCACAGGAGCAGCGGCAGAAACUUCCCCAACAGCUGGUACGGAGACAGAUCAACUACGCAUUGAUCGACAGCAUAGUGAGGUGCCUCGAAAGGGCCAAGUGCCCAGCGCUCUUGUCGCUGCCACUCUCGCUGCCCCUGCAUGCGCCUCGAGUUUGGCGCCUUCAGCAGAAAGCCAAACAGAUUUCGUUACCUGCCCGGCAGGACUGUCAGCUGCUCUAAGAGGAGCUGAAGCAAGAUCCGCUCCCGUGGGUAGCUCGGGCGGAACUACUGUAGCCACCUUAUCAUCGCCCGUCGCGUUGGCGAGUGAUGCAGCACCUGGGGAAGCCGAUAGUGCUUUACGAAGGGAUAUUGCACUGGCAACUGCCAAACCAAGUAGUGCGGUACCAAGUAGCAUCGCGUCAGCAGCGGCUGUAUUGGUCAACGGUGCAGUGGCAGUUGUUCCUGCGUGCAGCAGCUGUUCGUUGAGCUCUGCAUCUGUUUGGAAAAAGUGGCUGCUUCUGCUUUGUGAGAGCGAUCCACAUCGGCGACAGGAGCUGCUGCUGAAAUAUCCGCCCCUUUGCAAAAGGCACAGCAAGAAUAUUGGACAAUCCGGUCACCGGGACUUUGUCGUUGGCUUUCGGCAACUACGCCGUCUGCUAGAGGCUGCUGCCCUUCACCCACAUGCCACAGAAGCUUGCGUUUCCGUCUUAAGACAACGUCUCCGGCUGGGAGUGGACGGGAGUGCAGCAGGAGAAGGCACAGUUGCAGCAGCUGCCGGAGCUGGAAGCGUUGCUGAACAUAGGGGGGUGUUGUCUUCUGCAGACUCAGCAACAGCUGUGCAAGUUGCACGGUGUCUGGCUUAUGUGGAGGGUGGCCUGGCGAUGCUUGCACUGGAAAAGGGAGCGCAAUUGAUGCAGAGCCUUCGGGACUUCGACUGUGCGGACAGCUUCCUCCUUGAGGCCACGGCAGACGGUACUGCCUGUGGUGUUACUUGUGGCUAUGGCGACGUUGAUACCGUUGCUCCUGGUGAUGCCUCAGCGCUGCUGGCAAAGGAACUUCGGUUACUUCACGGUGACUCCUUUGACUUCUCUUGUGUGACGGCGCAAGUGGCAGCUGCUGCAGCAGCUGCUGAAACUGAAUCAAUCGUGGAUACAACGGCCUCACGCCCAGAUGUGUUAAAGACCACGCCUAUUUACGAUGGUGAUCGACAGUGUUUGAGGAGAAUGCAACAGCAGCCGCCGCCUCCGGUACUGCAAGAGUUACUAAAAAUUGGAGGAGGAAAGCACCGUGUCCGCUGUGUGAUAUGCGGCCGCUCCCUUAUCGUGUCAGCGGAUGAGCUUCUUCGGGGGCCCUUGAACUGCCCAGACUGUGAAGCAUCGUCAACUGUAAUUAAGGGAGCACCAGCAUCGACGGCAGUAGCGGCAAGACGGCAGACACAAUGUUGUGACGCAUCGUGUGCCGAAUGGUCAUCCGUUGGCAAUUCCGCUUCAUUGAUGAAUGAUGUGCAACAGCAAAAGCAAUGCGAGUAUGGAGACGUACGCCAUGUGCUACAGCAGCUGGAAGCAGCGACAUCCUGGGGGACGAACAGAUUUGCGUUGGCUUCCCCAGCUUUCAUCGCAUCCGUGUGUAGCAGCAGCAGGCUGUCGAGUAUUAAAGUCCGCGUUCAUCCCUUUCCGGAACCAGCAUCUCGUCUCUGUGGUUCGUUCAGCAGCACCAAUGCAGCAGAUGUCGAAACAGCCGAAACUGCUCCUGGACCUUCUCAGACGCCAGCAGAGCCUCAACUGCAGCACGUGGGGAAGAGAGGUUUCACGCUGUCUGCAGGGACGCGGUUUUGGGCAAUGCCUGUGUCAUUUAUCGAAGCCGUUCAUACUCGCCAAGUGGAAGCGCUUGAACGUUUGGCUGAAACUAGUUCGCUGCAGCUGUUGCCUGCAGCAAAUGCCGCAGUAGCGCCAACAACAGAAGGACGAGGCUCAGCAGCAGCCGCACAUCUAUGCGGAAAUCGUAUUUUGGAGGUCUUGACAGCUACAGAAGGUUACGAUGCUCAUAGAGAUAUAAAAACAACUUCAGCUCUUCCUCCGCUGGUCAGCGAUGAUGAGGCAGCAGCGAAGCGUCCUUUCCUCGAUGUCCAGACAGCCGGAGCAUUCUGUGGAACCAGACUUUCUGCCGCAGCAUCACCAGCAGCAGCGCAUAUUGGAGAAGUGCGUGAAAGCUAUGUUGCAGUGACUGCUGUCCCUUUUUUCGACGAUCCAGGUGUGGAAACAGUUCGCCUAUCAGACGAAGCGGCAGUGUUGGACGCGCUGCAGGCUUCAACGCCCCCACACAAAGGUCAUCGCCUGGCCAAACUGAAACUGCAGCCUCGUCGGGUUCUUGUAGAUGAAAGCUCUCAAAUCACAGAGUUUGCAGGCCUCGGGGCUUUGGUCGAUGGAGUUGAGGUGGUGGUGCUGAUAGGUGACGAGCGGCAGCUGCCCCCAGCAUCGGCUCUGCAGGCAUCGGCUUCACCUCGCUCUUUGUUUAGCGCCCUCAAGGGUGGCGCUUGCAGGUCGGUGCUGCUCAACCUUCAAUUCCGAAUGCCUCCUCUCCUUGCUGCAUUCAUAUCUUCUCACUUUUAUGACGGCAAGCUCCUAACGCACCCUUCCCGGGCAGAUCCUUUGUCUUUUCACGAGCCGAAGUUGCCGUUGCCGUCAAAGCAACCCCAACGGCAUCAGCAGCGGCUUCAGAGGCGGCAACUGCAGGCGUCGGACAGCGUUGAUUUGACUCCGCUCUUGGAAUUCCCGCAGCAUGUGACUACAGAUACACACCAGAGCAGUGCUACCAGUCAAGACAACAAUGGCAUGCGCACUAUUUUGGGGAAAACGGCGUCGCUGCACUGUAAAGAUCCCAAUGAGGGGAAUCUGACGGCUGUAGUUAAUCCUCUGGAUAUGGCUCAAGAUGAAUUCUGUUUCCCGUGGCCUGACGGCAGUGAAGGUGACAAAGAUCUUGCCAAGAGACUGAUGGAGCAGCUAGGGGCACAGUGCAAAUCUUCAGGGGAAACAUGCCCAUCGUCUCGUUGGGUGCAGGAGAUGCAUCGUUAUCCCAUUCCCAACGUCCUUCCGAUUCUUUUCUUAGACACAUCGCCUUGGGCAUCAGGUCCUUCCAGAAGGCUGGCGAGAAUAGCACUGCCUUCUUCAGCACCGGAGGCCGCAGUGGCAACUUUUGAUCUGGCUGAUGCUGCAGGAUCAGCGCGUAGUGCAUCCGGCUGUAAACCACUUAUAAAGAGCUUGCCCGCGGAGCAGCGCGUUAAAAGUUCCCUUCAAAAUCCGCUGUCCGUAAUCGAAGCUGCAGUAGUGCCGUUCAAACAUGUAAAGGAGGCUUUCAUGGUGUACAGAUGCGUAGAAGUAUUGCUCAGUUGCGGCGCCUCCAAGCAGGAUAUUGCAGUGCUGACUCCCUACCAGGCCCAAGCGCAACUCCUGUCUCGCGUACUGCAUCGCGAGCGGGAAGAUAACGCCCGAGGGAGCCGCAGGCGGUCAAGCCGCCUCUCAUUCGUUCAGCCUGCGCUGGAUGUGCUGGACGAGAGGUGCCGCCCGCACCCGCAGGUAUUUACAGUUGACGGAUUUCAAGGCCAUGAGAGAGAGUACAUCAUACUAUCUACCGUUAAGGGGUCUCGUAAGAGCAUCCGUGAAUUCUUUCUGUUUGACCCGCGACGGAUUAAUGUUGCACUGUCGAGGGCCAGCAGAGGCCUCAUAAUCGUUGGCAAUGCCCAAGCACUUGCUGACGCAUCACCAACAUGGAGUAGCUUCGUCUUAUUCCUAAGGACCCUCGGAGCAGCACUGCCCUUGGAUCAUCCCUCGCUGAGAAAGAGUCUUACAAAGGGUAUGCUGCUUCCCCGUCCGAAACCUCCCCAAUGGCAAGACCCGCCGAGCGACUUGAACCAUUGGAAGCGCAUGCCAUCGGGGGAAGGGGAACAUGAAGACCUUAAGACUUCGCCACAAUCAGCCGAAACCUCGUAG
Eimeria mitis is the source of this 4782-nucleotide messenger RNA. RefSeq names its product Egg protein CP82, related. Gene Ontology annotation, biological process: nuclear-transcribed mRNA catabolic process, nonsense-mediated decay. Bases 1 to 4782 code for a protein of 1593 amino acids. The record is from RefSeq and is a predicted model, not a curated record. Gene Ontology annotation, cellular component: cytoplasm. Gene Ontology annotation, molecular function: RNA helicase activity. The transcript is spliced from 15 exons. NCBI's taxonomy places the organism in Eukaryota, Apicomplexa, Conoidasida, Eucoccidiorida, Eimeriidae.